Vigna unguiculata (cowpea) is the source of this 1435-nucleotide messenger RNA. It is a transcript of the gene WRKY11, whose product is annotated as WRKY DNA-binding protein 11. Gene Ontology annotation, molecular function: sequence-specific DNA binding; DNA-binding transcription factor activity. The record is from RefSeq and is a predicted model, not a curated record. Gene Ontology annotation, biological process: regulation of DNA-templated transcription. NCBI's taxonomy places the organism in Eukaryota, Viridiplantae, Streptophyta, Magnoliopsida, Fabales, Fabaceae.
CUUCCCUUUUUCUUCCACCCUUCCAAUUGCAUUCACUCCCUUCUCUUUUUCAUCACAUGGCACUGUGAUUUCACUCUCCAAUUUCCCUAUCCCAAAUCUCUUUCUCCAUCAUCAAAUGGCUGUGGAACUCAUGGGGUUCCCCAAAAUCGAUGAUCAAAAGGCCAUCCAAGAGGCUGCAUCGGAAGGCCUCAAGGGCAUGGAACACCUGAUCCGAAUCCUCUCCCACCAACCCUCUCACUUGAACACCGACCUCACCGACGUUACCGUCUCCAAGUUCAAGAAACUCAUCUCGCUCCUCAACCGAACCGGCCACGCUCGCUUCAGACGUGCUCCGGUUCAGCCUCAGGUUCAGCCCCCUGAACCAGUUCAAACCCCCGAGCCCAUUCAAACCCUCGCACCGGCUCACAAUCCUCCCUCUGCGCCGCUCCAUCUUCCUCCCCCGCAAACGGCCAACCUCUCCCUGCCGGCGCUCUUCGCGUCGCCGGCGCCGGUUCACCAUGCCUCCGGGAGCGUCACGCUCGACUUCACCAAGCCGCACAACGCGCUCCGCAACUCCAAGGCCAAGUCCGUGGAACUCGAGUUCUCCAAGGAGACCUUCAGCGUCUCCUCCAACUCCUCCUUCAUGUCCUCCGCCAUCACCGGCGACGGCAGCGUCUCCAACGGCAAGAUCUUUCUCGCCCCGCCGCCGCCUCCUCCCGCGACUGCCGCCGGGAAACCGCCGACCUUCAAGAAACGCUGCCUUGAACACCGCGAGCACUCCGACGACGUCUCCGGAUCCGGCAAGUGCCACUGCGUGAAGCGAAGGAAAAAUAGGGUGAAGAAGACUGUGAGAGUGCCGGCGAUAAGUUCAAAGAUCGCCGAUAUUCCACCGGACGAGUACUCGUGGAGGAAGUACGGUCAGAAACCGAUCAAGGGCUCACCGUACCCUAGGGGGUAUUACAAGUGCAGCACGGUGAGAGGGUGUCCCGCGAGGAAACACGUGGAGCGCGCACCAGACGAUCCGGCGAUGCUGAUUGUGACGUACGAGGGGGAGCACAGGCACGCGGUUCAGGCCGCGAUGCAGGAGAACGCAGCCGGAGUGGUGGGUUUGGUGUUCGAGUCAACGUAGAAAGUGGAAUAACAUUAAAAAUUUGGGAGGUGGAGGACUUUUUUUUUAAGUAUUAUAAUUUUUGGAAAGUGUAGUUGGAACCAUGGUUGCUUUGUAAAUUUCUUUUAUUUAUUAGUAUUAUUAUUAUUAUUAUUAUUAUUAUUAUAAUGUUUAGUUUCAUAGAUAGGUGAAAAUUGGAAUCUCAAAGUUAUUUAUUCUAUCCCUUUGCCAAAAGUCUUGAGAGUUAUGAUUCUUUAUGAUUUCGUAUUGGGAGGAGGUGGUAUCCGAGGCAGGCUCACUCUCUUUUUUAUAUACUCAUCAAAUAAACCAAUCAUUAUUUUUAUUUUA